Dermacentor silvarum is the source of this 1553-nucleotide messenger RNA. RefSeq names its product tRNA modification GTPase GTPBP3, mitochondrial. Gene Ontology annotation, molecular function: GTPase activity; protein binding; GTP binding. The coding region runs from base 21 to 1487 and encodes 488 amino acids. Gene Ontology annotation, cellular component: mitochondrion; cytoplasm. The record is from RefSeq and is a predicted model, not a curated record. The transcript has 8 exons. Gene Ontology annotation, biological process: tRNA methylation; tRNA wobble uridine modification. Lineage: Eukaryota; Metazoa; Arthropoda; Arachnida; Ixodida; Ixodidae.
AAAAAAAGAAGAAAAGAAACAUGUGCGCUCUCUUUGCGAUGAAGACGUGCUUCCUCGCUCGUAAAUUUUCACCGUUCUUGAGAAGGAGCUCGACGUCGACUAUUUUCGCGCUUUCGUCUGGUUCAGUAAGGAGUGCCUUAGCUACAAUCAGGGUCUCUGGUCCGCACACCGCAGCUGUGCUUUGUCGCAUCGCAAACCUGAAGCAGCCGACACCGCGAAAAGCUAUUUUGCGGAGACUCGUGCACCCUUGCUCAGGCGUUCAUCUCGACACUGCUAUUGUGCUGUGGUUUCCAUCACCUCGCAGUUACACCGGUGAAGACUUUUGUGAGUUACACGUCCAUGGAGGCGUUGGAGUUGUUAGCGCAGUAUUGGGCGCCUUGGCGCUCGUUGAAGGCGUGAGACAAGCAGAGCCAGGCGAGUUCACAAAGAGGGCUUUCAUGAACGGCAAAAUGGACCUAGCAGAAGUUGAAGGUUUGGCUGAUUUGCUAAAGGCUGAGACAGAAGCCCAGAGGGUGCAGGCAUUGGCACAGAUGGAAGGUAGCCUUAGCCAGCUCUACAAGCAGUGGACGCAUGAUCUCAAGAUGUGCCUCGCAAAUGUUGAAGCCUUUAUCGACUUCAGCGAGGACCAGGGGAUCGAAGAGACCAUACUGGAUUCUGCUGCAGCGCAGGCCGAGAAACUAGCCACAGAAAUCCAGAUUCACCUGCAGGACGGGCGACGUGGCGAAAGACUACGAGGUGGCGUAAAGGUUGCCAUUAUUGGCCGGACUAAUGUUGGGAAGAGCAGCCUGUUCAACGCAUUAUGUCAGAGGGAUGCAGCCAUAGUAUCACCCAUUGCAGGAACAACCAGAGAUGUCAUUGAGAGUACAUUGGAUAUUGGUGGCUACCCUGCUGUAUUCUCCGACACUGCGGGCCUUCGCCGCAGCAAUGACCCUGUUGAACGUGAAGGAAUUCUGCGUGCGCAACACUGGGCAGCUAAUGCGGACCUGGCACUCAUUGUGGUGGAAGCGAGGGAAUUGCUUCAAUUCAAGCCCACAACUGAUUUCAUUGACGACCACCUGAAGGAACUAGACAUACAGUCGUGUACACAGCACCGCCUCAUCAUCUUCAACAAGCUGGAUCUUUUGUCCAAGGAUGAGCAGGUCACAGUUGAGGAGCAUGCUAAGAGCAUGUGCCUUGACAGCUGCUUCACUUCGUGCACAACACAGCAAGGCAUAAGCGACCUAGUGAAGAUUCUCGGCGCACAUCUUGAAGACUUAUGUGGCAGACCAGCAGACUCAAGCCCCGUUUUGACUCAGGAGAGACACAGAAGGCAUCUGGACCAGUGCCUGAAACACCUGAAACUAUUCGGCGCAGAGGUGCGACACGACUCUGUCAUAGGUGCCGAGCACUUGAGGAUUGCACUUUCUCACCUGGGCAGAAUAACGGGCCGUGUUUUCACAGAGGAAAUACUUGAUGUUAUAUUCAGAGAUUUUUGCAUUGGAAAGUAACUUUGUAUGGAGGCGUGUUCACGAGCUGUGGCGAACAGGAGGAGGACAAUAAAUUGAGUACUUAUA